Molecule: messenger RNA, 954 nt
Organism: Aureobasidium namibiae CBS 147.97
Lineage: Eukaryota; Fungi; Ascomycota; Dothideomycetes; Dothideales; Saccotheciaceae
Product: kinase-like protein
Exons: 2
Biological process (GO): protein phosphorylation
Cellular component (GO): nucleus; cytoplasm
Molecular function (GO): cyclin-dependent protein serine/threonine kinase activity; ATP binding
Source: RefSeq, a predicted model, not a curated record
CUACCGACCGGUGGUGUUGCCAUCGGUCGCUAUACAAACGCAGUACAUCAUAGCGAUGGUUUGUUCUCCGAAGUCUACAAAGCUGUAGCCCUACCCAACUGUGGUAUCACUAUGAAAACGCGCAACUACGAGACACUUCCAUGUUUGGUGGCCCUCAAGGUCACAAACCCGUCUGCCACAGAACCACCUCAUGAUUCUGUUCGUGAAGUGCGACUACUGGAGCGAGCUCGUCACCAAUUUGUCAUAGAGCUCGCCGAAAGUUUCCAGCAGCCCGGCGGUCAACUCGUGUUGGCAUUCCCAUUCAUGCCAUAUACUCUUGACAAUCACCUCAGAACGGGUAGACUACAACUCCGAGACCAAAAGAUCAUCCUCUCACAGUUGAUGCAAGGCCUUGAGUAUAUACACAGUUGUGGGAUCAUACAUCGCGACAUCAAACCAUCCAACAUCCUGCUCGGGAGUCCAUCUGGCCCGGUCUACAUAUCUGACUUUGGCAUUGCAUGGUCCGCUGACGAUCCCUCAUCUGAGCCCGCAGAGGAGAAGAUCAUGGAUGUGGGCACAACGAGCUAUCGUCCUCCAGAACUCAUGUUUGGUAACCAGCGGUACGAUACGAGUCUGGAUAUGUGGGCAACAGGUUGUGUGGCUGCUCAGGUCGUAAGCCUGGGUUCCCAGACCUUGUUCGAUUCAGGUGAUCUUGGGAGCGACCUCGCAUUGAUCAAGAGCAUCUUCUCGACGCUUGGUACCCCAAAUCUUGAUAUCUGGCCUGAAGCUAGAAGUCUGCCAGACUGGGGUAAGAUGGCCUUUGUACAAUACCCUCCAAGAGUAUGGACAGAUGUCUUGCCCAAUGCUACACCAGACGCAAUCGAGCUGGUCGAAGGACUGAUCUCUUACGAAAGUGGUGACAGAAUGCGAGCUGAAGAGGCAAGUCUUUCAUAUGUGGUUAGCAAUUCCUACUAA